This is a messenger RNA of Cajanus cajan (pigeon pea), 3234 nucleotides long. RefSeq lists its product as uncharacterized. Lineage: Eukaryota; Viridiplantae; Streptophyta; Magnoliopsida; Fabales; Fabaceae. Gene Ontology annotation, biological process: protein phosphorylation. Gene Ontology annotation, molecular function: ATP binding; protein kinase activity; protein binding. The record is from RefSeq and is a predicted model, not a curated record.
AUCAAUAUCUACUAUACGUCUAUACACAUGCAGUCAACAAUCCAAGUCUCCCAUCCCAUGUUAUAAAGGUCUCUCACUUCAUGGAGGGAUCAAACAAACAUACAUAAAAGUCUCCACUAAACAGAGGCAACCAGUUUCAGUUUCUCAACAUUACAAUGUCCAACUCCAAUCAUGCAUGUCAUGCAUGGCUAGCAAUCCCAGCUACGUUGCUGGUUUUGCUGGCUCUUUGUGAAGGCACUUCUGGGCUAACACAAGCUGAGGCCCUACUCAGGUGGAAACAAAGUCUCCCUAACCAACCCAUUUUGGAUUCAUGGGUGAUGAAUUCCACUACUAGCCCAUGUUCAUGGCGAGGUAUUACUUGUGACACUCAAGGCACAGUGACUAUAAUAAACUUGGCUAGAGCUAAACUAGCAGGUACCCUUCGAAACUUUAACUUGUCCCUAUUCCCUAACCUACUUCAUCUUGAUCUCAGUGAUAACAGUUUCACUGGCCCCAUACCACAAAACAUUGGGCUGCUCUCAAUGCUCCAAUUCCUUGACUUUUCCGGCAAUAAUCUCAAUGGCACUCUUCCUCUUUCUAUUGCCAAUCUCACUCAAGUUUAUGAGCUUGAUGUUUCAAGAAAUCAUAUAACAGGGAUAUUAGACCCUCGCUUAUUUCCAGAUGGAUCUGAUGAGCCCAAAAGUGGACUCAUUGGUAUCGGGAAUCUCCUCUUCCAGGACACCUCGCUAAGUGGCACAAUCCCAAAUGAAAUAGGGAACAUAAGAAACUUAACUCUGCUUGCUCUAGAUGGAAGCCACUUCUAUGGGCCUAUUCCUUCAUCUCUAGGCAACUGCACACACUUAAGCACCCUUAGAAUGAGUCAAAACAAUCUCACUGGCCCAAUACCCCCAAGUAUUGGUAAAUUAACCAAUCUAACCGAGGUCUUCCUUCAUCAAAACCACUUAAAUGGCACGGUGCCUCAAGAAUUUGGAAACUUGUCAUCCUUGGUUGUGCUGCAUCUUGCUGAGAACAACUUUGUUGGUGAGUUACCACCACAAGUGUGCAAGAGUGGCACACUUGUAAAUUUCAGUGCAGCCUACAAUAGUUUCACUGGCCCAAUUCCAAUAAGCCUUAGAAACUGUCCAGCCUUGUAUAGAGUUCGAAUUGAAUAUAACAGGCUGACAGGUUAUGCAGAUCAAGAUUUUGGAGUGUACCCUAACCUCACUUACAUGGACUUCAGUUAUAACAGGGUGCAAGGUAGGAUUUCAGAAAAUUGGGGGUCUUGCAAAAACUUGCAAUCUCUCAACAUGGCUGGGAAUGCAAUUAGUGGCAACAUUCCAGGUGAGCUUUUUCAGUUGGACCAACUACAAGAGCUUGACCUAUCCUCAAACCAAAUAUCAGGAGAGAUUCCACCACAGAUAGGAAACUCCUCCAAGUUAUAUAAGUUAAAUUUGAGUGACAACAAGUUCUCUGGUCUGCUACCAGCAAAAAUUGGAAGGCUUUCCAAUUUGCAGUCCUUAGACCUGUCUAGGAACAUGCUGUUGGGACCAAUCCCAAAUGAAAUAGGGGAUAUCUCCAACUUGCAGAAUUUAAAUCUUAGCAACAAUUACUUUAGUGGCACAAUCCCCUACCAAGUUGGAAACCUUGCAGCUUUACAACAAUUUUUGGACUUGAGUUACAAUUCACUUUCAGGAGAUAUUCCUUCUAAUCUUGGGAAGCUUUCAAACUUGAUAAGCUUGAAUAUCUCCCACAAUAAUCUGUCAGGUUCUAUCCCUGACCCCCUUAGUGACUUGUUGAGUUUGUUAGAAAUCAACCUCUCCUACAAUUAUUUGGAGGGCCCAGUUCCUAAAGGUGGCAUAUUCAACUCUUCUCAGUUCCUAGAUUUGAGCAAAAACAAAAAUUUAUGUGGGAAUAUUCGAGGUUUGAAUCCUUGUAAUGUCCCUCACACUAAACCUGAUGGGGGAUCAAGGAACAAAAACAUGCUUGUGAUCCCUAUUGUUGCUUCCUUGGGAGGUGUUCUUUUCCUUUAUUUGGUGUUAGUUGGGAUUAUUUUCUUUUGCUAUAAGAGAAAAUCAAGAGCUCCAAGACAAAGAAAUUCAUUCAGAUCGAAUCCAUUUUCAAUUUGGCACUUCAAUGGCAAAGUUGUGUAUAGAGACAUAAUCGAAGCUACCAGGAACUUUGAUGACCAAUAUUGCAUUGGGGAAGGAGCACUGGGAAAAGUUUACAAAGCAGAGAUGCAAGGAGGUGAAGUAUAUGCUGUAAAAAAGUUGAAGUGUGAUUCAGACAACAUAGACAUUGAGAGUAUAAAAUGCUUUCAGAAUGAGGUUGAAGCCAUGACAGAAACUCGCCACCGAAACAUUGUCAAGCUAUACGGAUUUUGCUGUGAAGGGAUGCACACAUUUUUAAUUUAUGAGUAUAUGGAUAGAGGGAACUUAGCAGACAUGCUGAGAAAUGACAAGGAGGCAUUGGAACUAGAUUGGCACAAGAGGGUUGAUAUUAUCAAAUGUGUAGCAAGUGCUUUGUCCUACAUGCAUCAUGAUUGUGCUCCUCCUUUAAUUCACAGAGACAUAUCAAGCAAUAACAUUUUAUUGUCCUCCAAUCUGGAAGCUCAUGUCUCAGAUUUUGGAACUGCAAGGUUUCUGAAGCCUGAUUCCUCUAUUUGGACAUCAUUUGCUGGCACAUAUGGCUAUGCUGCUCCAGAACUUGCUUACACAAUGGCAGUGACUGAGAAGUGUGAUGUAUUCAGCUUUGGCGUUUUGGUUUUGGAGAUUCUGACGGGAAAGCACCCUGGUGACCUUGUUUCAUCCAUGCAAACUAGUGGUGAACAAAAAGUAAACUUGAAGGACAUUUUGGACCCUCGUCUCUCGCCUCCUUCCAAGAGGCAUAUUUUGAACGAAUUGGAUUUUAUCGUAAAUUUAGCUCUUUCAUGUUUAAAAACAAACCCUCAAUCUCGACCAACAAUGCGAAGCAUAGCUCAGUUGCUUCAAAUGGAUACUGCAUAAGUGUGAUAUCUCAUAAGUUUUUGUUAUCUGGGUUGCAAUAAACAACUUUCAUUUUCUAUAUGUUGGCACUUAACAUGUAUCAUAUUGUAUCCUUCAUCAUAGUGGUUGUUUUCUUUUUCUUAAUUAAGAAACAAGGUACUUGAGUAAAGUGGUUAGAAUAUUUUACUCUUCAAUAAUGCUUUCUUUUCUUCGCUCGUAGAUGACAAAGAAUAGUUAUGUAAUGCAAUUGCUUUAGUCCUACUUUGAUGUUUCA